Hemibagrus wyckioides is the source of this 4226-nucleotide messenger RNA. RefSeq names its product ferrochelatase (gene fech). The record is from RefSeq and is a predicted model, not a curated record. Gene Ontology annotation, biological process: heme biosynthetic process. The transcript has 11 exons. Lineage: Eukaryota; Metazoa; Chordata; Actinopteri; Siluriformes; Bagridae. Bases 143 to 1363 code for a protein of 406 amino acids. Gene Ontology annotation, molecular function: protoporphyrin ferrochelatase activity.
CGUCUUGCCUGGGUUUGCCCUGCAGUAAUGAGCAGAGGAGGCACGAGAGAAGUCGCGAUAAAUCAUUUCUCCACGAAUUUUCUCCAAAUUAUUUAAUUAUCAUUAUUAAUAAAGGUGCACGCUUGUCCUGAGGUGUUCAGAGAUGGCGCUUUUGGGAGGUUUGUCUCGGCUUGUUGGGGUGUCCAGGAGCAGCAGCAUUCAUGUCGCUGCAUCUCUUAGAAGUCAGUCUACUGCCAGCGCCGCUGCUUUGGCCACUGCAUCCAGUCCAAAAACACAGGAAAAGAGAAAACCCAAGACAGGCAUCCUCAUGCUGAACAUGGGUGGACCCGAGAGACUGGAAGACGUUCAUGACUUCCUGUUACGUCUUUUCCUGGACACAGAUCUGAUGCAGCUUCCUGUCCAGGAUAAACUGGGACGGUUCAUAGCCAAGCGUCGCACACCCAAGAUCCAGGAGCAGUACAGCAAAAUCGGAGGAGGAUCUCCCAUCAGAGCCUGGACCACCAUGCAGGGAGAGGGCAUGGUCAAACUGCUGGACCAGAUCAGUCCUGAAACUGCUCCUCACAAGUUUUAUAUCGGUUUCCGGUACGUUCAGCCUCUAACGGAGAAGGCCAUCGAGGAGAUGGAGAUGGACGGAGUGGACAGAGCUGUGGCCUUUACUCAGUAUCCUCAGUACAGCUGCUCCACUACUGGCAGCAGUUUGAAUGCUAUCUACAGAUACUACAACAGCAAAGGACUGAGCCCUAAAAUGCGCUGGAGCGUGAUUGACCGCUGGCCCACACACCCUCUGCUUAUCGAGUGUUUUGCUCAGCAUGUGUGUAAUGAGCUGGAGAAGUUUCCUCCUGAGAAGAGAGACGACGUGGUCAUUCUCUUCUCUGCCCACUCGCUCCCCAUGUCUGUAGUGAACAGAGGAGACCCGUACCCUCAGGAAGUAGGGGCUACAGUCCAGAGGGUGAUGGAGAGGCUAUCUUACUGUAACCCGUAUCGUCUCGUCUGGCAGUCAAAGGUGGGCCCGAUGCCAUGGCUCGGUCCCCAGACAGAUGAGGUGAUAAAAGGUUUGUGUAAAAGAGGGAAGAAGAACCUGCUGCUGGUUCCAAUCGCCUUCACCAGCGACCACAUCGAGACUCUACACGAGCUGGACAUAGAGUACUCGCAGAUCCUCGCAGAAGAGUGUGGAGUCGAAAACAUCAGAAGAGCGGAAUCUCUCAAUGGAAACCCGCUGUUCUUUAAGGCAUUAGCAGAUUUGGUUCAGACUCACCUGAAGUCUAAAGAGCCGUGUUCUCGGCAGCUCACCCUGCGAUGUCCUCUGUGCGUGAAUCCGACUUGCGGGAAAACCAAGGCCUUCUUCGCCAAACAGAGUCUCUGAUGUUGUUUUAUUGUUAUUACUAUUUUUUUCAUUUUUUGCCUGCGAUCCUUCGUGCCUGGGAGAAGCUCCUCACAUCACCCGCCAAAACUUACGCUAACAAACAGAACCGUACAGAACUGUAGAGAACCUGAAGCUCCAGAAAUGUGCUGAACGAUGGAGCGAGGCCAGGCUUCAAACCUUCGUCAUUCCUCCGGAAUACUAUAUUAAAGUAUUGGCACCCUCUGGCUCAUUAGGGCAUAUCGUCAUGCUCUUAGGGUCUCCAAAAUGAUCCAGAUCUGUGUGGAGGUCUGGGAAAACACACUCUGGCCUCAUAAAUGGAAAGAUUUACGCUAUAUGAAGUGAGAGAUUGAGAUAUUCCUCCAAUAAAUUUCUCAACCACAAGUUAAAAAGCUCCUAAAGAGAAAUGCGAGACCAUUUGCUUGUAAAGACUUUACUGAAAGACCCCGUGAUAUCAUAGUGACUGAAAAUAUAUUCUACAGACUUCUAUAGACUUCAUUCGUUUUCUAUAGAUUUCUUCAGACUUAUAGAUUUCAUUAGUCUUCUAUAGACUUGUACAGACUUUUAUAAACUUCUACAGACUUCGAUAGACUUCUACAGACUUCUGUAGACUUCUAUGGACUUUUAUAGACUUCUACAAAUUUAGAUUUUGGUAGAUUUCUAUGGUUGUCUAUUCAACACAGUUCUGCAGACUCCUAUAGACUUCUACAGACCUCUACAGAUUUAAUUUGUCUUCUGUAGACUUCUACAGACUCCUAUCGAUUUCAUUAGUCUUCUAUAGACUUCUAUAGACUUCUGUAGAUAUAGAUAACCUUCUGUUUGUUUUGAUUUUUGUUUUCUGUAGACUUUUAUACAGAUUUUAAAUCAGAGCCUUGUUGCUACUUUAUACAUCUUUUUUUUGUAGCUCAGUCCUGAAAUCAUCUUUCAUUAAUUGUGGAAGUUUUGUUCUGUAGGAUAAAUACAGCUACAGCUACAGCUACGGCUCAAAAAACCUCUGCCAUUAUGUUUAGAAAGUAAAUUAUAAUCUAUUCGCAGGUCACUAACAUUUUAUUUCGGUCUUGAUUUUGUGUGUUUUUGCCAGAAUGCCUGUUUUCCCAGACCCCCACACAAACCUAAAGAAUAUUUAAUGCAUACACAAGUGUUGCACUCACACACAUGACGGACCUUUAGUGUGGUAGUGUGUGUGAUUCUGUGAUCACCAACUAUUGGUCAACGCUAUGUGUAGCUCCGCCCACUCGUUUCAUAUAUAUUCCCUGGUAUUUUCAGUAUCCUGGGAAAACCGACACUGAAUAACGAGACUGAAUAAUGAGACUAACUUUAACACCCAUACGAGUGCCAAAUCGAAGCACGCACAACCGACACCGUGUGCCUUUCCCUGGUGACAUUAAAAAGCUCAUAAAGUGCUUUAGCUGUGGAAUAGCGCACUCCGAGUCGCGCAGUUACGGAAAACAAUCAACAGAUUCGCUGCAGACGUCCCGCUGUGUUUCAUUUCCCUUUGAGUUACACAGCAAAGUUCCAACACUAACCGUAGUCAUGAUUUAAUGAAAGAUGUUCCUGAAGAUCUUCCAUAAAAACAAAGAAAGCUUGUCAUUUUGCCGAAGGAAAAAAAUAAAUAAACUCGUCCAUCCUCUAGACUUAAAGCCAUGAAUUUAAACUUGCGGCUUUACCUCUGACUGUUACAAAGCACUGACACUGGAGACUCCUUCCAACAUUAAAAAAACUAAUAAAAAUUAUUAAGUAAAUAAAAAGCUAACAAAAAAAACAUUUCAGCUGUUACUAUAAAAACGCUAUAAUAUUAUAUAUUAUAAUAUAAUCGAUUCGUAGCUGCAUGGUGGUCAGAGCUGCUGUUCUAGAAAAAGAAUGGACCAAUCAGGAGCCAGAAUUGAUGAACGCAGUAGAAUAUUGGUGAUUUUCCGAUCAGCUGAUGGACCGAAUGUUCUGCGUCCUUUCUCGUAGAAGAGUUUAAACAAAAAGAAAAAAACGUAUGUAGAGGAAAUGAUUUACUUGAAAUGUUCUUUUAAUAAGAAAAAACAAACAAACAAAAAAACCAAACAAAAAGGAGAAUACGUAGUAUGGAUAUCAUGGCUUUCUUCCGCUACCGAAAGAGGAGAAAAAAAGAAAAGUCAAAACAUUCGUUUUAUACCGAAACGUCCGUUUUUUUUUGUCCGUCCAGUCCUCUGCUAUUUGCUCUUCAUCUUUCUCUCCCUCCAGCAUGUCCAAGCUACUGUUGAUUAGGCCAAGAGAAAUUGGUUGUCCUGGACCCAAUCACCCCUCAGUGGAGCAUGUGUGUGUGUGUGAGGGAUGCUCUGGGGGCCGGCGGGAGCCUCCUGGUAAUUGAAAAGCGAGGACGCCGGCGCUGGCGAGCAGCGUGACCUCUAAUUGAGAGGGGAGCGAUUGAUUUCUCCAGCGUGAGAGAAAGAGAGGGAGUGAAGAAUAGGGGGAUGGGGCGGCGCUCAGGGAGGGAGGUGUGAAAAAUGAAAGCGUGAGCGUUUUCUCAAGAGGUGCACAAGACAAAGUAAAAGGAGAAGCGGGAGAGACGGAGACGGAGGGAGGGAGGGGAGGGGAGGGGAUGUUUGGGUUUGUUAGAACUAAACCCACGUCCUCAUAUUUCACAAAUUCUCACAUUCUCUCUUCAGUUCAUAUUAAACGAUUAGAAUGGCAUUAAAAUCAUAUCUCUGAGAUGGGUCCAGCCUUUUUACUGACCGCUAUAUGGAUGACAACGAGCCUGGAAUUAUUUAAUUUUCAUUUUAAUACAAGCUCAAAUGUCUAGCUAUGAUUUAUCAUUUUUUUUGUCUGAGAUGUUUAUCUGAAGCUGUUGUUUAAAUAAAAAUCAGAAAUAAAAUGAGUUAUUUUAAAAAUUCUAUAA